AUGUUGACUCAACGUCUUGAAAAUGAGAUCCCCCGGACUAGCGCUUUGAAAGUAGUGACAAAUAUUGCUAGAUCUUCUGUUCCUAAAGGAGAAGCAUUUGAUCAAUGGAUUCAAGAUAUCUUACCUCUUACAGCUGCCUUUUUGCGAAGAAAGAAUCGAGCUUUGAAAAUCUCCUGUUUUGAAUGUUUGGAUGCACUCCUUCAAUGUGAUCCUGGUAAACUACGACUGGAUACGAUUCAUUCAUUAGUGUAUUAUUUACAUCCACUCAUCAACAGUUCUGAUCCCCAUUUAUUACCUCUUACCUUUAAGACUUUGGGAUUGAGUUUCCCUGUGGCAUCUGAUUUGACAUCUACUGAUAGAUAUGCUAUUAAGGCACCUGAUAAUGCAUCUAACUUACGCAAUGCAUUAGUCAGUACAGUUGAUACUUCAAUCGCAUUAUCUCAAGCUAAAAGUAGUGUGAAUUUCAAUCCUAAUACUGGUAGUGGAAGUAAUGGAAAUCAUGCCACUGGACUUCAAUCUUAUCAAACUUAUUCAUGCUGCAUUGGUGAAUUAGGUAGAGUCGUCUUUUUACCUGUGAUUUUCCAAUUGAUGCAAGGAGAUAACAAACAAAGAUACAUUGUUUUACAAGCUCUUGAAGAAGAUGAAGAAAGAAUAGGCUUAACAUGA
Melampsora larici-populina 98AG31 is the source of this 666-nucleotide messenger RNA. RefSeq lists its product as uncharacterized. The coding region runs from base 1 to 666 and encodes 221 amino acids. NCBI's taxonomy places the organism in Eukaryota, Fungi, Basidiomycota, Pucciniomycetes, Pucciniales, Melampsoraceae. The transcript is spliced from 5 exons. Gene Ontology annotation, biological process: SCF complex assembly; protein ubiquitination. Gene Ontology annotation, cellular component: nucleus. The record is from RefSeq and is a predicted model, not a curated record.